Eubalaena glacialis (North Atlantic right whale) is the source of this 1044-nucleotide messenger RNA. Its product is annotated as EKC/KEOPS complex subunit LAGE3-like. The record is from RefSeq and is a predicted model, not a curated record. Bases 50 to 517 code for a protein of 155 amino acids. The transcript has a single exon. Lineage: Eukaryota; Metazoa; Chordata; Mammalia; Artiodactyla; Balaenidae. Gene Ontology annotation, cellular component: EKC/KEOPS complex.
GGGGAGACCGGCGGCCCGAAGACGGAGUCGGAGGCGGAGCGCUGCGGCCAUGCAGGCGGCAGAGGCGGACGCAGGCGCAGGCAGGAUGGCGGGCGGCGCUGAAGGCCUGGGCAGCCAGGGGGGCAGGGGGGCCCGGGGCGGCCCUCGCAGCGCGGGUGCUGCCGCCGCUGCAAACGACGGAGCUCUGUGGGUCGCGCCGGCACAGCACUCUCCGGGGCCGGGCGGACACCCCGCGUCCACGGCCAGAAGGCCAGGAAGCCGGCCGCACGUAUUCGCCCUAAGUGUGCCUUUCCCGUCCACCUUGGAGGCGGAGAUCGCCCGUGGGUCCCUGGCCCCAGAUGCCGAACUGCACCAUGGGGCUGUUGGGAAGGAGCUCACAGUAAGCGGCAGCGUCCUGGCGGUCCACUGGAGAGCUGAAGAUUCCCACCUCCUCCAAAUUUCCAUCGUCAACUUUCUUGACCAGCUUUCUCUGGUGAUACGGACCAUGCAGCGCUUUGGGCCCCCUGUUGCACGCUAAGCCAGGGCUAGAGAAAGGGAUUAAGGUCUAAACUUGUGUCCCUUCCUAGACAGUGCAUCCCUCCUAGGGCAGUGAUUCCUGUAGUAGUUGCCACUUUAUUAUGGGGGCCUCACCUUUUGCCUCUACUGGCCCUUGGGUGCUGAGGGUUCACUUGCUUUGUUUGGUGCUUAAAUGUUUCUUAACUACUGAAAAUAAAACUGAGCUACGAUGCUCUGUCUGACCUUAUUUUCAACUACAGCACCUUUAAAUAUUCUUGCCUUUGUCCUUAGAUUGGAGGGGAGGUUCUGUGAUUCAGAUAUUCAAGUAGUACAAUGUAACUGAAGACAGUUUAAGAAAUGGAAGAGGAUAGGUCCUGUCUGUCAUUCAGUAUUAACUACUGUCAACAUUUUGGAAUAUUUUCUUAGUUUUAUAGUGGUAUUUAUGUAGUAAAUGUGUAACAGUAAUAAUAUUUUGCAAGUGUAGCAUUUUUCCUGAUAUUUUUCAUCUAACAUGAACCUUUUUCUAAAAAUUCUUCAAAAGCAUUAUUG